Messenger RNA from Prunus armeniaca (apricot), 438 nucleotides. NCBI's taxonomy places the organism in Eukaryota, Viridiplantae, Streptophyta, Magnoliopsida, Rosales, Rosaceae. The record is from the annotation of a GenBank genome assembly.
AUGUUGAAUAUGGGAAAACUUCAUGGGGACAAAGGUGGUCUUGGAUUUAAUCACUUUGAUCCUAGUUCGUCUAGCUUUACCACUAAGUUUGUCAAGUCAGAAACUCCAGUCACUGUACCUCUUGAUGUUCAGCUGGUAGUCAAGAAACCUAAGUUUGUUCCAACUUGUCACAGGUGUGGGUUGACUGGUCAUAUUCGACCAGUCUGUCAUAUGUAUAGCAAAGAUAAGACCAGAAAAUUGUCUUCAAAAUCUAAAAGGAAUCCCAGAUCUUUGCAAGAUCAAGUUGAUCAUUUGCUAAAUGAAGUAACCAAGAUUGCCAAACUUGUCUCCCUCAAAAUGAGUUCACCCAUUGUGCCUAAGUCUACUUGGAUUACAAGAGGUCAUACCAAAUCUCUUGUUGUGAUAAAUGCUUUUGCUGUUUCAAACACCAACUCUUAG